This is a messenger RNA of Jatropha curcas, 7201 nucleotides long. RefSeq names its product Zinc finger C-x8-C-x5-C-x3-H type family protein. Lineage: Eukaryota; Viridiplantae; Streptophyta; Magnoliopsida; Malpighiales; Euphorbiaceae. The record is from RefSeq and is a predicted model, not a curated record. Gene Ontology annotation, cellular component: nucleus. Gene Ontology annotation, molecular function: metal ion binding.
AAUUUGAUAGAGGAAGAAAAGGAAGAAAGAGAAAAAAAAGAAAAGGAAGAGAGAGAUUAAACUGAUGUGGAAAUAUGAGUCAGAUUACAAAAUACAUGCGACAAAUCAUGUAACCCUCCGGUGAAUGGAAACUAUUGAUUCCGGCCAAAGAUGACCGGACGGAUCUGAAAACCUUGACCAAAGCUAUAAUUUGCGAGUGGAUCACUCAAAACAGAAUGUAUUUGUACCGUUUCUCUUGUUCGUCUCCCUUUCUCUCAAACGAAGUGUACAGUAUAGUUUAAACCGAAAAGCCCACUAUAGUCCACCAAGAAGAAGAAGACCAGAAACCAAUAGCCGCCACCGGCCACCGGUAUGGAUCCUCCUCGGCCUUCUUACUUCCACCAGACCAGGUACGCCCAUCAACCUCCCGCUCCUCCUCCACAUCAUCAUCCUUUUCCCAAUAACCCCAAUAUUUACGCUUCCCACCACUCUAGCCUCCUUGCUGCUCUACCUCCGCCGUCGCUCCGUCCACAAGCUCAACAACUACCGCAGCCACCACUACCAUCAUUCCGUCCUGUCCCUUCUCCGCAGCCUUUCAAUUCCCAAAAUUCUCAAUUCAAUUACAAUCCUAAUAACUUUAGCCCCAGUAACCACCCUGGAUCAACACAACACCCCGAUUUUCAUAAAUUUACUCAAUCGCCUAGGGUUUUGCACCAGAAACCUUUUGAUGAUGAGCUUCCGCGUCGAUUGCCCGAUUAUAUUAGAGAAAACCGAUCCGAUUUGAGGGAACCACCGAGGGUUUUGCCUGAUAGAUGGUCAACGAGGUCGAUCUCUCAUGCUAACUUGGAUCCAGAUUCAUAUCGCCGCCAAUUGGAUAAUCAUCCAUUUUCUCCUAUGAAGAUUAGGCACGAUUUAGAAAGUAAUUCUAGGUUUAUUGAGGAACACAAACAAAGGGAAGAACUUUUAUUGGUUCGUGGUGAUGACAAUUAUCAUCGUCGCAAUCAAUUUGGAUCUACUUCAGAUAGGACAUCGAGGGAUUUUCAAGUGGUUUCAAAUCGAAUGAAUCACAGUUCACUUUAUGAGAAUCUGCGUGGUUUUUCAUACGAUGGUCAGUUGAAUGAGAAUCAGAGAAGGGUUCAUGAAAGAGAGGUUAAUGAAGAUAUGCUUGAUUCGUUUAUUGAUAUUGGGAGUAAUCAAAUUGGUGACCCUGAUGGAAUUCGAGUUGGAUCCGUAAAACGUGAGCAUUAUAGGUGCAGAGAAGCGAAUGCAGAAUUGGAAAGGCAUAAUAACAAGGGAAGUAGAGAGGGUAGUUAUGAGUUUAGUCGCACUCCAAGGAAGCAACAACAGAAAAAGAGUGUUCUACUUAGGAUUCAAAAGCCUAGCUAUAGGAAUAGGGAAGAUGAUAGGGUGCAUUAUUCGGGUUAUUUUGAUGAUAGCAAAUCUAGUUUUAGAGGAAAGGAUCAGAAUUUGUAUGCCGACCAUGAUAUGGAAGAGCAAGUGAGAGUUGGAAGUCCUGUAGAGCUUGAUGUGUCUUUCAAGUCCAAUUCACUGGUUGCUAAGGCUAUUCUAACGCCUGCUUCAAAUUCUGCUGGUGUUUCUGAUUCAAAUUUGACCCCUAAAAAUGGAAAGGUAAGGAAAUUGUUGGUCCUUAAUAAGGAUAGUGCAUGUAGUUCACCACUAAAACCCAAUGAAGGCACUGUAAAAUUGGACAAUGCAUCCGUAACAAAUUAUUCUGCCGGUUCUGAUGACGACCUAAAACAGUUGAAAGAGGAAGUUCCAGUUUCUGGUACAGGCGACAUGCUUGAUUCUAGUUCACUGCCAGGCUCCAGCAGGGCUAAAGUAUCCCCUGCAAAGAGUAAAUUGGAGAAUUCUAGUGCGGAUACUUUGUCAAAUAAGAAGGAAACUAAUGUUGUUUCUGGUAAAGCAUUUUCACUAAAGGCUGGAAAGAAGAAAAAAAUAGUGAAGAGAGUAGUGAAGAAAGUUGUAGAUCCUAAUCUGAGUUCAUCAAUUUCACAGCGAAUUAAGGAGUCUAACGAACCUGUAAUUGCAGAUGGCUUUGUUCAUGGUCAACCUGCAUCCUCUGAGCCUGAAAAGGAUGCUGCUAUAGCUUCAUUUGACAUCGUUAAUUCACAGCCUUGCUCAAGUGAGAUGACUGUGAUGCCCGAGAAUGAUAAAGUGGAGAGAUUUGCUAAGGCCAUGACUCUUGAGAAUGGAACAAGUGAUAAUUCUGGUAGAUUAUGUGUACCUGGUACCAAGAGAAAGUGGAACCGUUCAACUUCUCCUUUGGGUUCUUCAAGUCAUGAAGAAACCAAAAUUAAUGAUAAUAUUACAAAUGGUAUUUCUGCCAACAAUAUGCAUUUAAUCUCUGAAACUGGCAAGCAUUAUACUAAAUCGAUAGGUGAAAAUACUAUAUUUGAUAUUCAUAGUGUUGAAGAAGCCAGCCAGCAGCUUUGCCGGAACAGAGAUUUGUCCUUGCCAGAGAAUAAUGCACCUAGUGGAUCUCCCAAGGUUUUGCUUUCUUCUGAAUGUAAUGCUAGUUUUGGUUUGUUAAAUCCAGGAAAAAUUAAAACUCCUGCAAGUUUAUGUAAUACAACAUCAGGGGAUGGGCAUAAAAAUUGUUUAGUUAAUUCACCACGGAGAAAUACUGUUUCUGACGAUCAAACAACUGAUGUUGGUUGUGAGCAGCCUUUUAAAAGUAAAGGUAGUCCAUCCGGCAAAAAUGGUAUACCAGACCAAUUUCUAAAUGCUAGCUUAUCUGCAGGAAGUGAUGAAAUUCUUUUGCAAUCAAAUUCAGGUGAAUUGGAAAUCCAGAAUGCUACCACAUCUGCAAGCAGCUCCAGUGAAGGGGUAGGGACUGUUAUUAGUUCUGACAAUAGCCAUACUAUUGCAGGAGAAAUUAAUUUUUCCAGCCAUGGGACUAGUGGCUAUAUUCACAAUCAGCCAUCUCGGGAUAAGUUUACUACAUCACUUAAGGACGUUUCCCUAGGAAGAUCAUUAAGUUGCAUGGUUUCUGGGGGUGGUAGCAAGGAGAAUACACCUAACCUUACAGAGAGUAAGAAAAAUGUUGAGACACCUGAGUUGGAUUUGUCAAGGCCAGAGGGAAAUGACAUGUAUUUAGAGCCUGUAAAUAUGGUUAGGCCGGGUUGUUGGGUAGAUACAACAUUAAGACUGUCUUUCAAAAAUCCUACUCCAACAGAAUUUACAGUUUCGGGUGAUGGCUGUGGCAAUGUUGGCUUGCAAUCUUGUACUGAUGGAGUGACCUCUUUUCCCAAGAAAAAUUCAACAGAUAGUGGCAGCAUAAAUGAUGUUUCUUCAAGUGGUACUUCACCACAGAAUACAAAGAAAAGGAAAUUCUCUGAUUCUCAAUUGGAAUUGACUUGUCCAGUGGCAUCUGAUGUGAAAGAGGGACCUGUAACUAUUUGUACUUCAGUAUCAGGUGUAGAAGUGCCUUCUAAUUCUUGCAAUGGUCUAAUGCAAUCAGAAGCAGAAGCCAGGGUGUCUGUCUUGCAUCCUUUCUCUGAUUCUGGUCCCCCAUAUUUGCAGAGGGAGAUCACUACAUCUGGUGAUCAUCCUUCAGGAGAAGGAUAUCGGAGCACUGCAGCUUCACUCAAAGAUGCCAUUGGAGAUGGUGGUUUGAAGGGAACUCAUUCUUGUUCAGCUGCUGUGGAACUGGAAAUUCCAGUAGUGCAAUCCCUUUGUCUAUCGCGAUUCGAAUGUGAGCAGAUAGCAGGUGUGACUCCAGUUAUGCCUGGAAGUAGUCCCCAGAAAAACUCUAUUUGUAUAGGAUGUGAGGUGAGAAAAAUGAAUGUAGAUUCGGAGCAAGCUAUUGUUGACGGUGGGACCACUAAGUGUGUAUUUCCUUCAGAACUUCAGUCGCCAGACUUGGAUGGCAUGGAUGUGGAGAAUGACAGUUGUCAUCAUGUGAAGAAUGAUUUACCUUCUGUGUUGAACUAUUUAUCUUCAUUAAGAGAUGGCACUGGAGUUUCUACUCCCCGCUCCAGCAAUGAAGUUAUAGGGCUUGUGCCUGAUACAUUAUCUGAUAUGAAUUCUCUAGAAACAUUGCCUGAUUUCCCAAGCACAUCACACGACCAACUUUCCAUUGAAAAGGUUGGCGGGCAUGAUGAAAACAUUCUUGGGAAGACUGCAACACAGGGUGGUUCUAAUAUAUCUGCUCUCACUUCUGGUUCACCGAAUACUGAAAACAAUUUAAACUCAGAUCAUGGGGUAGAAAAUGAUCACUUAUUUAGCAGGAGGAUUGCAUCUUUGCCAUCACAAGCUUCUAGAAAUAGCACUCAAAUUCUGACUACGUUUAAUGGAGAAAAAUAUGGGAGAAAGAACCAGCUUACUCAUGCAGUUUCUAGGAUUUAUCCAGGUCGCCCAUCAUUUGGUUUUACUGCAAAAAGUACACCAUCUUCAACCCACAUCUCAAAAUCCCGAACAUGGCAUCGAACUGAUAAUUCUUCCACUUCUGCUUCUCCCGGAAACAAGGUUAUCUCAAGCACUGUUCCUGCACAAAGGCAAUUGCCUAAAAAGAUGACAAAGUUGCUAGGCACCUCUUACAUUCGCAAGGGUAACAGUCUUGUCCGAAAGCCUAUUCCAGUGACUGGUCAAUUCCAGGGGUCUAAUAUCUUGAGUUCUUCUGUGCCUCGGUUGAAUUCUUUGGGAACAGAUGAAGUGAAGAAUGAUGGACCUGACACCAGAACUACUGUUGACCCACCAAAUUUUGUGAGAACAGGAGGGCAUGCUUCUUUUGAGAGGCCCAGAACACCACCAUUACCCAGUGCCACUAAAAUGCCCAAUCAUGCUACUAAUUCUUUUGGGGAUCUGAUAUCUUCCUCAUUAGCACAGCCUCUUCAUGAUUGUGCUGCUGAAAUUGCACCAGAUCCUAUGACAUCCCCAGAAAGUAAGAAUGUACUAAAGUCUUCUGAAGAUGUGAUAAAAAAUGUAGAAAAUUCUAUGGUUCAAACUGGCCAAAUUAACAUUUUGGAUUAUAAUAAUGAGACAAAUGAUGGGAAUCUGGUUUCUUCAAACGUCAACAGUAUAAAAUAUGUUAAGCAAAAACUAAAUCAGUUGGUUGCAACUUCAAAUCCUCAUUCAUUGUCUGUGAACCAUGCCCACAAUAUUCCAGCCAUACCCUCUGAUAGCUAUUACAAGAGGAGGAAAAAUCAGCUUAUUCGGACUUCACUGGACAAUCAGGUCAAGGUGGCAGUUGGCAUGUCUGAUGAAAGCGUAAAUUCUGAGGGGAAAUCUCUUCAUAGUAUUUCUUCCAGCCAAAGUCUGAAUAAGAGAAAAUUGCGUAAAGAUGUAACAAAGACGCGCAAACCUUCAAAAUUCUCUUUGGUCUGGACACUACGAAGUUCUCGGUUAUCAAAUGAUGAUGGUGGUUCAUUGAAUCGUCAGAAGGUCUUGCCUCACUUGUUUCCUUGGAAAAGAGCAACGUACUGGAGAAACUUCAUGCCAACUUCAGUUGUCAGUUCUGGCAAUAGUUCCUCAUCUACUAUUAGUAGGAAAUUGCUGUUGUUGAGAAAAAGGGAUACUGUUUACACCAGGUCAAAACAUGGGUUUUCACUUCGAAAAUCCAAGGUAUUAGGUGUUGGUGGGUCUAGUUUAAAGUGGUCAAAAUCACUGGAAAGGCGAUCAAAGAAAGUAAAUGAGGAAGCCACUCUAGCAGUUGCUGAAGCAGAGAGGAAGAAAAGGGAGCAGAGUGAUGCUUCACGUGCCAUUUCUGGGACAAAGAACAGAAAUAGUUCUCGUAAGUCGGUUUAUUGUAUAGAGCUGCACCAGGUAGGCGGUGAUCCUGGAGAACGGAUAUUCCGCAUUGGUCCAGUUCGCUACAAAAUGGAUUCCUCAAGGCGGACUCUUCAGAGGAUAUCAGAUGACGGGUCGUCAAACUUUGCAGCUCUUCAAACAGAAAAGGAUGCCAAGAGAUCCUAUGUUCCAAGGAGAUUAGUGAUUGGGAAACAUGAGUAUGUUCGAAUUGGCAAUGGCAACCAACUUGUUAGAGAUCCCAAGAAACGAACUCGGAUUUUGGCAAGUGAGAAAGUUCGAUGGAGUUUGCACACUGCUAGAUCACGGCUGGCUAGAAAGCGGAAGUACUGUCAAUUUUUCACUAGAUUUGGAAAAUGUAACAAAGAUGAUGGAAAAUGUCCCUACAUUCAUGAUCCCUCCAAAAUUGCUGUAUGCACAAAGUUCCUGAAUGGUUUAUGUUCUAGUGCGGACUGCAAAUUGACUCACAAGGUCAUUCCGGAAAGGAUGCCAGAUUGUUCUUACUUUAUGCAAGGUCUUUGCACAAAUAAAGAUUGUCCAUACAGGCAUGUGCAUGUGAAUCCAAAUGCACCUACCUGUGAAGGAUUUUUGAGGGGAUAUUGUGCUGAUGGUGACGAGUGUCGGAAGAAGCACAGCUACGUCUGCCCCACUUACGAAGCAACGGGAUCCUGUCCUCAAGGAUCCAAGUGCAAGCUUCACCACCCAAAAAACAGAAGCAAGGGAAAGAAAAGCAAGCAAUCACGAGAGAAGAAGAAAGCCCAAGGACGAUACUUUGGUUCCAUGAAUAUAAACACAUCUGAUCCUGGACCUGCAGUUUCUGAAAAGCACUUGGUGGAAGAUAAUGAUAACAUAGGUUCUGAAGGAAGCAUUGCUGAUUAUAUCAGCCUAGAUUUUAGUGGUGAAACUGCAGAAAGUACUAAUAUAGUGGAGGAGCAAACGUCCUUUAGGGAUAGUGAUCCAAUGGAGUUCGAAUUAGUUGAUCUAGAUGAGCUAAUUAAACCAAUUCGCAUAAUGAAUACCUGAGGACACACCAAUCUACAAUAUUUAAUUAAAGCUUAAGUGCGAAUCACUCAAGCUUGUGCCAUGGAAGAAUUGAGUUUGUCAUGCAUGAGGUAAACCUAUUAAGCAUAUUUCUUUCUGAUUUCUGGAAUUGUAGAUGGCAUCAUGCAAUAGAAAGGCUUGGAUUGGGAUGGCACUGAUUUGACGAGGUGACGCCUAGUGUUUGUGCAUAGGAUCUGUUCUUCAAUUUUCUUUUUUCUUUUUUUUUCUUUUUUCUUUUACAGGAAUACUAGUUGUUUUUGUUUUAUCUUCCUAGGCUAUAUUAUAGGGAUACAUUUUUUUUUUUUUCCGUUUAAUUUUUAUCUACAAUGUAUAUGAACUUCGAAUAAUUUAGAAAUUAAACAAAAUGAUGCUGCAAAAGCAUUUGGAUUAUUAGAAUCAGAGCUUAUUUUAUCAA